Gloeophyllum trabeum ATCC 11539 is the source of this 249-nucleotide messenger RNA. RefSeq lists its product as uncharacterized. The record is from RefSeq and is a predicted model, not a curated record. The coding region runs from base 1 to 249 and encodes 82 amino acids. NCBI's taxonomy places the organism in Eukaryota, Fungi, Basidiomycota, Agaricomycetes, Gloeophyllales, Gloeophyllaceae. Gene Ontology annotation, biological process: protein N-linked glycosylation. The transcript has 3 exons.
AUGGCAGACUACUCCGCGAUUCAGGCGCUGCACAAGUCGGCGCCCGCGUUCUCGCCCUAUGUCCCCGUCGGGCUGCUUCCGUAUAUCGCGUUCGUUCUGCUAGGCGGCACGUUUGCACUCGCUUUCUAUUUCUCGACACUCCCUAAAACGACUGUCCCUGUCCAAGAGACCCUCAUUGCCUCGCUUGCCAGCGUCCUCGGCGGUUUCGGCGUAGUCGCGCUUUUCAACAGCGUAGGCGUUUACGUGUAG